UCAUUUGGGUGGAAUGGUAUGGGACAACUGUCGAUAACUUGAUACGAGGAACACAUCGAAAUCUCUCUCUCUCCCUCUCGAAAUAGAGGAUCAGGUCAAAACCCUCAGGUUGUUCGGUUCUAGGUUCUGAGACGAUAGAUUCGAUCUCUCGAUUCGCGAUUCAACCGGAUCUCUGCCGAUUUUUCGUGCGAAGCAGAAUUUGAUCCACAGCCAUGUGUUCCGAUCCUGACAAGAUGAUGUCCAAAGGCGAUAAAUUGACAAAACUCACCCUUACUAGAUGGAGCGCUGAUUGGAAAGGUGCUACUGAGUUGUAUGAACAGGCUGCAAUCGGGUUUAGGGCAUCAAAAAAACUUGAGAAAGCUAAAGUGGCUUUUGAGAAAGCUUCACAAGGACAACAGAUGCUUUCCUCUCCCUGGGAUGCUGCAAAGCAUAUGGAAUCUGCUGGUGCCAUAGCAAAGGAUCUAAGAAACUGGAAUGAAGUUGCCGACUUUUAUAGAAAAGCAUCUGAGUUGUACAUCGAGUGUGGAAGGGCACAACCUGCAUCAGAUGCUAUUGGAAAGGCUGCACGAGCCUUGGAAGAAACCAAGCCAGAAGAUGCUAUCCAACUAUAUGCCGAUGCUUGUGACAUUCUUGAAGAGGAUGGCAGGGAACAAAUGGCCUUUGAUCUUUACCGUGCUUGUGCCAAUCUCUACAUAAAGCUCGAGAAGUUUAUGGAUGCAGCAACGUUUCUGUUGAGAUUGGGAGUGGCAGCCGACAAGUGCAACGCUACAAAUAGCCAGUGUAAGGCAUAUCUUAGUGCAAUCAUUGUGUAUCUUUAUGCUCAUGACCUGAACCAGGCAGAGAAAUGCUACAAUGACUGUUCUCAGAUUGAUGAUUUUAUGAAGAGUGAUCAGAGCCGAUGCGCCAGUAGAAUGCUCACAGCCUAUAAUGAAGGUGACAUUGAAGAAAUCAAGAAGGUGGCAAAUUCAAGCACUAUCUCAAAUUUGGACCACACUAUCAUAAGGUUGGCCAGAAAGCUACCCACCGGAGAUGUUACCGCACUGCGUGCCAACAAUGCGGAAGAAGAAGAGCUCGAUGAAAACGAUCUCAGUUAGAUUCUCAUUAUUGUAAACACUCAUACCCUUUUGCUCUGGUUUGGCGCUUACAUAUAUAUAUAUGUGUGUGUGUGUGUGUGU
This is a messenger RNA of Tarenaya hassleriana, 1175 nucleotides long. Its product is annotated as gamma-soluble NSF attachment protein. The coding region runs from base 213 to 1094 and encodes 293 amino acids. Gene Ontology annotation, biological process: intracellular protein transport. Gene Ontology annotation, cellular component: vacuolar membrane; SNARE complex. The record is from RefSeq and is a predicted model, not a curated record. Lineage: Eukaryota; Viridiplantae; Streptophyta; Magnoliopsida; Brassicales; Cleomaceae. The transcript has 9 exons. Gene Ontology annotation, molecular function: soluble NSF attachment protein activity; syntaxin binding.